AACGACCCAAUCUCAAAGAAAAAAACAAUUCCGGUACGAGGCUUGCCUCCGAGGAGCCAUGUCACUUGUCGCAAUGGAACUAUCCAGUCAUCGAGCUUUUUGCUCGAUCCUCCAACAUGUCGACGGAUAAGAUCACGUUCUUGGCCAACUGGCACGCCACCCCGUACCACGCCCCCGUAUACCUCGCCCAGGCGAAGGGAUAUUUCAAGGAUGAGGGCAUCAAGGUUGCUCUUCUGGAGCCCAACGACCCUAGCGAUGUCACCGAGAUCAUCGGAUCCGGCAAGGUGGACCUCGGCUUCAAAGCCAUGAUUCACACCCUUGCUGCCAAGGCCCGUGGCUUCCCAGUCGUGUCCAUUGGCAGUCUGCUCGAUGAGCCGUUCACCGGCGUCAUCUACCUCAAGGAGUCCGGCAUCACCACCGACUUCCGCUCCCUCAAGGGCAAGCGCAUCGGCUACGUGGGCGAGUUCGGCAAGAUCCAGAUCGACGAGCUCACCUCCCACUACGGCCUCACCCCUGAGGACUACACUGCCGUCCGCUGCGGCAUGAACGUCUCCAAGGCCAUCAUCAACGGCGAAAUCGACGCCGGCAUCGGCCUGGAGAACGUCCAGAUGGUCGAGCUCGAGGAGUGGCUCGACAAGCAGGGCCGUCCCAAGACGGACGUGCAGAUGCUGCGCAUCGACGAGCUCGCCGAGCUGGGCUGCUGCUGCUUCUGCACCAUCCUCUACAUCGGCAACGAGUCCUUCAUCGAGAAGAACCCCGAGAAAGUCCGCGCUUUCCUCCGCGCCGUGAAGAAGGCCACGGACUUUGUGCUGGCCGAUCCCAACAAGGCCUGGGCCGAGUACGUCGACUUCAAGCCCGUCAUGGGCACUGAACUCAACCGCAAGAUGUUUGAGCGCAGCUUUGCCUACUUUUCCAAGGACCUGAAGAAUGUUCAGCGCGACUGGAACAAGGUGACCAAGUACGGACAGAGAUUGGGAGUGUUGGAUGAGCAGUUCAAGGCCAACUACACCAACGAGUUCCUUAGCUGGGAGCUCGAGGCCGACUCUCAAGACCCUACUGGUGACCAGAAGCGCAUGGUUGAGCUGCAGUGCGACGUUGCCUGCCGAGGAGGCUUCCGCCGUCUCCCAGCCGUAAUCAAGGCUUAAGCUCAAGUCCUAUAUAUAUGCCCACGAGUCAUUUGACCCAGUGAGUGUAUGCAGUCUGCCGUCUUCACUCAUUGCCGAAGCAGCCUGCCGAUCUGGCAUCACCACGCUCAUUGCGCCUAGUCGCUCAUUAGCUAUAUAUCUUUGCCAGUAACAGAAAUG
This is a messenger RNA of Trichoderma reesei QM6a, 1304 nucleotides long. RefSeq names its product thiamine biosynthesis transporter (gene nmt1). NCBI's taxonomy places the organism in Eukaryota, Fungi, Ascomycota, Sordariomycetes, Hypocreales, Hypocreaceae. The transcript is spliced from 5 exons. The record is from RefSeq and is a predicted model, not a curated record. Bases 117 to 1145 code for a protein of 342 amino acids. Gene Ontology annotation, biological process: thiamine biosynthetic process.